Molecule: messenger RNA, 3496 nt
Organism: Manihot esculenta (cassava)
Lineage: Eukaryota; Viridiplantae; Streptophyta; Magnoliopsida; Malpighiales; Euphorbiaceae
Product: G-type lectin S-receptor-like serine/threonine-protein kinase SD2-5
Exons: 1
Coding region: 874-3303 (809 amino acids)
Biological process (GO): protein phosphorylation
Molecular function (GO): protein serine/threonine kinase activity; ATP binding
Source: RefSeq, a predicted model, not a curated record
AAAUUAAGAAAUUGAUGAAUCUGUCAAUCCACAGCUUACCCAAAAUUUUGAUUCUUGAUGAACAACCUUGAAAGAUAAAACCCACCUCAGAUCUCUCCAGAAAGAGGCUAUGGACCUCUGCCUGUAAUUCCACUAUUGUUCCUACAACCUCACCCAUGAAAUAAGGUGAGAUUUUCCUGACUCUUGCAUUUACUCAUUCUCUAUUUCUCUCUCUAAUUUAAUUGCUACAGGAGAAUUCAGUUCCUUUGAAUCUGGCUCUUCUCACACGUCUUGCUCUCUAUCUUGUUCUCAUGCUAUGGGCCAAUUAAGGAGUUCUUAUCACUUGGUUCUCUUCUUCUUCUUCUAGCAGCUAUCUCUUGGACCACUGAAGGCUACCCAUCACUUCUUUUUGUUGAUUCUGUUCUCUGUAGUCUUGAUACAAUUUGAAUCCUUGUUUCCUAGUAGUUUGAGGUCUGAAUUUGUCUGUAAAUUCUAUUACUGAGUGAAUCAUGUCUGCUUCUUUUACUAGCCAAUUGGUGUUUGAAAUGAAGGGGCGCACGGGUUUAAAUGCCAAAUAGAAGUCCGUGAUUGGGAAGCAUCGGUGUGCUUUCGUUUUCGUCCAUUCAUACUACUAAAUCUUCUUUUCCUUGCAUUUCUAUCCUCUCCAUUCCAUAGCUUGUUAUUCUUUUUUUCUUCAGUUCCUCAAAAUUUCUUUAAAUUUAGGAAUUGUUUUCUUUGGAUGUCUUCCAAUCUGCAUCUUUCAUACAGCUAAUUUUGGUGUUUAAAGGCUGAUGUCUGUGUCCUCUGUUUAGCAGCAAAUUUUCCUUUCUUUCCAUCAGUUGUUUUCGCACUUCUCUUCUAGAGUGGAUUUUCUUUGUCUCUUCUGGUGCAGCCAUGGAUUGUGGGGGUUUGAUUUGUUUUGUGGGCUUGGUUAUUCUCAUUCUAUCUGAAUCAUGUAUAGCUGGUAUACAAAGCAUUGGCAAGAUUUAUCCUGGGUUUCAAGGGUCUCAGAUGAAUUGGAUUGAUAAGAGUGGGCUCUUUCUUUUAUCUAAUAAUUCAAAUUUUGCUUUGGGCUUCAACCCUACUCCAGAUGUCACAUUAUAUCUAUUAGUUAUCAUCCACACCACAAGUUUAGAUGUCAUAUGGACUGCAAAUAGAGGCUCCCCUGUUGCAAAUUCUGAUCUAUUCUCCUUUGGUGAAGACGGUACUGUGUCUUUAAAGAAGGGGGACCGUCCAGUCUGGGCACCUGAUACUGGUGGUAAAAGAGUUUCUGCUAUAGAAUUGCAAGAUUCAGGAAAUUUGGUUUUGCUUGGGAAUGACAGUCGAGUAAUUUGGCAGAGCUUUAGCCAUCCAACAAACACACUAAUAUCAGAUCAGGAGUUUCGAGAGGGAAUGAAACUGGUUAGUGAUCCUAGCGCCAAUAACUUGACCUAUGUACUUGAGAUCAAAUCCGGUGACAUGAUUCUCUCUGCUGGAUUCCGAACUCCCCAGCCUUAUUGGUCCAUGCAAAAUGACAAUGAUAAGACCAUCAAUAAAGAUGGUGGGGAAGUCACUUUGGCGUCUCUCAGUGCAAAUUCAUGGAGGUUUUAUGACAGCAAUAAAGUUCUGUUGUGGCAAUUCAAGUUUGCAGAUGAGAAAGAUGCCAAUGCUACCUGGAUUGCAGUUGUUGGAAACGAUGGCUUUAUUUCUUUCUACAACCUUGAUGAUAGAGGCAGUGCUUCACAGACAAAAAUACCAAGUGAUCCGUGCAGCGUACCAGAACCUUGUGAUGCAUAUUAUGUUUGUUCUGGUAACAAGGUAUGCCAAUGCCCUUCAGCUCUUAGUACCUUCCCAAAUUGCAAACCGGGUAUUGUCUCUUCCUGUAACAGCUCAACAGGUUCUUCUGCUCUCGUAAGUGCUGGCAAUGGGCUCAACUAUUUUGCACUUGGGUUUGUUCCACCCUCUUCCAAAACUAGUUUGGAAGGCUGCAAAUCCUCUUGCAGUAGUAACUGCUCCUGUCUUGCUUUGUUCUUCCAGAACAGUACAGGGAAUUGCUACCUGUUUGACCAAAUAGGAAGUUUCCAAGACUCUGGCACCAGCUCCAAUUUUGCUACAUACAUUAAAGUCUUGAGUGACUCAAACAAUGGGGGCAGUGGAAGCAGCAAAAUGGGUUUUCCUUAUGUUGUGAUAAUUGUUGCUGCAACAGUGCUUAUCAUUUUUGGUCUACUUUAUGUGGCAUUUCGGUAUUACAGGAACAAGAAAAGAUUGCUAGAAAAUCCCCAAGAGUCUUCAGAAGAUGAUAAUUUCUUGGAGAAUUUAUCUGGGAUGCCGAUCCGUUAUAGUUACAGGGAUCUUCAAACUGCAACUAACAACUUCUCAGUGAAGCUUGGACAUGGAGGAUUCGGUUCAGUUUAUCAAGGGGUUCUUCAGGAUGGAACACGGCUGGCUGUGAAGAAGCUGGAAGGCAUUGGCCAGGGAAAGAAAGAAUUUCGAGCAGAAGUUAGCAUCAUUGGUAGUAUUCAUCAUCACCACUUGGUUAGGCUGAAAGGCUUCUGCGCUGAAGGAUCUCACCGCAUGCUUGCUUACGAGUUCAUGGCAAAUGGGUCUUUGGAUAAAUGGAUCUUCAAGAGAAACAAAGAAGAUUUCCUGUUGGAUUGGGAUACAAGAUUCAAUAUUGCAUUGGGAACAGCAAAAGGACUGGCUUAUCUCCAUGAAGACUGCGAUGUAAAGAUUAUUCAUUGCGACAUAAAACCUGAAAACGUGCUUCUUGAUGAUCAUUUCAAUUCCAAAGUCUCAGAUUUUGGUUUGGCCAAGUUAAUGAAUAGAGAGCAAAGCCAUGUUUUCACGACCCUAAGGGGAACCAGGGGCUACCUUGCGCCAGAAUGGAUCACAAAUUAUGCCAUAUCAGAGAAAAGUGAUGUCUACAGCUAUGGGAUGUUGUUGCUUGAGAUUAUUGGUGGAAGGAAAAACUAUGAUCCAUCAUAUUCUUCCGAGAAAUCCCAUUUUCCAUCCUAUGCUUUUAGGAUGAUGGAAGAAGGGAAAGUGAGAGAAAUCCUUGAUUCAGAGUUGAAUUUAGAUAUGAACGACAAGAGGGUCUCCGCUGCUAUUAAAGUUGCAUUAUGGUGUGUGCAGGAUGAUAUGCAUCUAAGGCCACCAAUGCCUAAAGUUGUUCAAAUGCUUGAAGGUCUCUGCCCUGUUCCUCAGCCACCAAUUUCUUCCCCAUUGGGCUAUCGCCUUUAUUCAGGUUUGUUUAAAUCAAUAAGCGAAGAGGGCACUUCCUCAGGACCUUCAGACUGCAAUAGUGAUGCCUACCUUUCUUCUGUGCAGCUUUCUGGCCCAAGAUAGCAGUUGUUCACAAUUUGGGGGGAUUGUUCUUUAGAUUUAUAGUGUUGAAAUACUCAUGUAUACAUCUCCUAAUAUUAAUUAGACUAAAAAAUUUUUGUAAUACUCUAGCAAUUAGCUUGUCACUUGUUCUUGCUCUGUAAAUGAAGGUUGUUUAUGACAAACAAGUGACGCAAAAUGAACAUAUUUCUGCAUC